AUGGCUGUGAUGCAGACAGCAAUAGCAAUAAUUCAGGAGCCUUGGCUCCUGAAUAACACUAUAAUGGGUCUGAGUGGCUGUGGUACUAUCUAUAAAGCAGACACUCAGAACAAAAUUAGGACCUGUAUUGUAACUAAGAAACUAAAUGCUAUUUUUAUGUCACAGCUCAGCGACGGAGACACCACUGUUAUACGGACAAGGGUGGACUACGACGAGGACAAGUAUUUGGAUCUACUCAUAGAGUCAGCUUACAUGACCUAUGACUCCCAAGAAGAACCACCACCUAAAAACGUAAGGGAACUGGUGUCCUACGCGAAGGAGAGGGGGCUUGAACUCCUAUUGGGCUGUGAUGCAAACUCCCACCAUAUAGGGUGGGGGAGCACGAACAUAAACCCGAGGGGAGAGAGCCUCCACAAAUUCAUUAUGGACGUCAGUCUGAUGAUCCUAAAUAGAGGAACGGUACCCACCUUCAUGGACUGUAGAAGACAAGAAGUAUUAGACAUCACCAUUAGUACUGGGGGAGUGGCGGACCUGGUGCGGGACUGGAGAGUCUCUGGAGAGCCCUCGGGCUCUGACCACAGGCAGGUUCGCUACAAUCUCAGAUAUAUGGUGAAUAAAGAAUGGGGUCGAAACCCAAGAACUACAAACUGGGAAGGCUAUAGGAUGGACCUGGAGGCCAUCCUGAAGAAAGCCCCGAACAAAUUUCACUCAGAAGAAAAUCUUGAAUACGCGGCGCAGUUUGUAAGUGACGCGAUAAAAGAAGCCUAUGAAGGAAAUUGCCUGGAGAGACCGAAAUACUCUACAACCAAAACUCCCUGGUGGAGCAAGGAGCUUUCAAAGCACAGGUUGGAAGUAAGAAGACUCUUCAAUAAAGCAAGGAGGAAAAACUCAACAGCCGAUUGGGAAGCGUAUAGAAACGCCCAACGCGGCUAUAGCAAAGCAAUAAUCAUUGCCAAAAAAAAAGCUGGAGGGAUUUCUGUAAAAGCAUUGAGAGCGCUUCAGAAGCAUCCAGACUAA
This is a messenger RNA of Cyphomyrmex costatus, 1017 nucleotides long. RefSeq lists its product as uncharacterized. Lineage: Eukaryota; Metazoa; Arthropoda; Insecta; Hymenoptera; Formicidae. The record is from RefSeq and is a predicted model, not a curated record. The transcript has a single exon. Gene Ontology annotation, molecular function: catalytic activity. The coding region runs from base 1 to 1017 and encodes 338 amino acids.